Messenger RNA from Arabidopsis arenosa, 705 nucleotides. Lineage: Eukaryota; Viridiplantae; Streptophyta; Magnoliopsida; Brassicales; Brassicaceae. The record is from the annotation of a GenBank genome assembly.
CGUUUCUUCUUCCGGCACUGAGCAGACACGAUGAGCUCGGAGAACGAAGACUCUUCAGCUGUGCGACGGCGCGUGUCCUGCACCAAAUGCUUCGACGCUCUCUGGUUCUGCUACUGGAUGUCUAGAUGGUCCAACAUUACCAGCAAUGGCGAUGACACAGGAAAAGAUUUGGCACCGUUUUACCAAAUGCAGCAGUAUUACCGGGUUGGAAAGCUUGAUGAUUGUACUAAGAAGUUCUCUGAUCUCUUUGAUUGUCUUUCCUUGAAGACAAAAAGAGCUUCUGAAGUCGAGAAAAUUCUGGAAGAGCAAGAGAAAGCUGCUGCGGAAAAACAUAUCUGGAUUAUGCGAACUCAAGAAGAAGCUGUAAGUCAUUGGAAUGAGACUUUUGGGCAUUUGGAUGAUCCAAAUUCUUAGAAGGUACAGUUUCACGCUUUAGAUUCUCUACUGCAUUCUUGACGGAGAUUUUUACUUCCAAGAAACUCGAUGUCUGCUAGAGAUCUGCAGAUUAUUCUGCCGGAUAGAGCAAGCUUUUUUGUCAUCGCUUACCAUGAACAUUUUGAGCAAACUUAAGUUAUACCUCAAUCUCCAAAGAAGCGUACCUCGAAAGAUGGAGGGAUAUUUUGAGACCAUUUAUUGGACUGUGGAUGUAUUUGGUUGAUUGGUAACAACAGAAAAUACAUUGCUAAAUAAAAUCUCACUUCUGUU